Messenger RNA from Protopterus annectens (West African lungfish), 1306 nucleotides. RefSeq lists its product as uncharacterized. NCBI's taxonomy places the organism in Eukaryota, Metazoa, Chordata, Ceratodontiformes, Protopteridae. The record is from RefSeq and is a predicted model, not a curated record. The transcript is spliced from 9 exons. The coding region runs from base 367 to 1284 and encodes 305 amino acids.
GAUGAAAGCAGCGUGUGUUGUAAAAUGGCAAGCUGAACUAUGGGAAAAAAGAAAUGGCCGGGUAUCAGUUUUAAUUACAUGUUCAUAAUGUACAACAGAGAUCAGAAUGGAUUAGCCUACAAACAUUAUCUGUUUUCUCAGUUUGCACCAGAUCCCUGCUAGGAAACUGCACCCAUGAACAAGCUAGCCAUUUUUGCUCUAGCAGCAUAUAUUUCUGUGUUUUGAAACAAUCUUAUCUUACAGAGUUUCCUCACUUGUGUGUUUUGGCAACCAAUAUUUCUAUUGGACAGUAGCAACUGACAUACUCUUAAAGAUUUCCUGUCCACGAAUGCCGAAGAGAUACUUAAAAAGCCAAACAUAACAAUAAUGAUCCAAAAUACAACAUUUCAUGGCAGUGCAGUCCAAAAUGCUACUUUCCUCGGCAGUAAUGUGACAUUUGAAUGCAGAAGAAGCAGCAAGAGCAACGACAAUUACACAACUUGUUUAUUGUGUAAAAAUGAUAAUCCUGUGGACAAUUCAAGUACCCCCAUUGACCAUAAGUUUCAGUAUGUCAUUCAGAAUGCUACAGCAGAGGAUGAAGGGUUCUAUUCAUGUGUGUGUUACACUGCACAGAAAAAUCAGACAAAAAGAAGUUUCCGUAUCCCUUUAAUCCUGAAUGAUCAAGUGGAGGCUCCAAACAUAUAUCGCACUGAAAAUGAGAAUAAAAUUGUAUGUGCCAGCAAAAACAGCAGCUAUAAAUACAUAUUAUGCAUUCUGUAUCAAAACGGCCAUCAAGUAAAGAACUGUGUUGAAAAGUCAAAUAAAACUGCUGACAGAUUUUACUUUAAAAUGAAUAAUGUGAUGACUAUGGAUAAUUUCAGCUGUUUGUGUUACACUACUGAACCAUCAAAGUGGACUCAUAAAAGUUCUACAAUUUCUACAAUUUCGAUGGGAGGCAAAUAUAAUAAUCUGCAAAUAAUAAUCACAGCGGUCUGCAUUAUAAUGCUGGUCCUACUCCUCAUGGUUCUUGGUAUAACUGGAUGGAUUUGCAAAUCAAAACAAAGAAGAAAGAAAGAAGAGGGAAUCACCAGAGCUCCAGUGAAGGAUCACACCAGUUUGCAGACUCCAAGAGACAACAACCUCUGUGAAACUUCGGCCAAAGGGGGGUCCAAAACUACAAAAAAUGAACCAGAAACAGACAAUUCCACUGUGACUUACGCUAUGCUGAGUUUUACACAAGCAAACAAGGAUUUAAUCAAAGCUGAUGUCCACGACCAGUCGCCCAUCUAUUCUACGGUUAAAUAACCAAAACAAUGACUUUCUAAGA